Lingula anatina is the source of this 1959-nucleotide messenger RNA. RefSeq names its product E3 ubiquitin-protein ligase TRIM56-like. Lineage: Eukaryota; Metazoa; Brachiopoda; Lingulata; Lingulida; Lingulidae. Gene Ontology annotation, molecular function: protein binding; zinc ion binding. The record is from RefSeq and is a predicted model, not a curated record.
AUGGCUUCUGCAGAGUUCUAUGAUGUCAGCAGUGAUAAUUUUCCGACAUGUCACGUUUGCGGUAACGAGUUUGCCGACCCGCGCGUCCUCCCAUGUUACCACACUUUCUGUCUGGGUUGCAUUGCCCAGCAGGUGGCAGCGGAUGGGACGGGAGAGGACCGCAUCAAGUGUCCAGUAUGCGACCACGGGACCUCCGUUCCAGCAGGUGGACUGGAAAAACUUGACCGGAACUCCUUCUUGACCAAGGCGAAGGACUUGGUGUUGACAAAAGCGAGUGAAGGUGAAACGUGCGGAAAUUGUGAGUCGCAAAUUGCUGAGUCUUAUUGCCAAGAUUGCAGGUACUUCUUUUGCCAAAACUGCCGAGACAAACAGCAUAACUGCAUGAAGAUUCUAGGUGGACACAGACUAAUCCUCGUGUCGGAAUUGACCAGAUCUCACACUCACCAAGGGUCACUCAUCAAGCAGCUUAAAGCGUUCGUGGACGCGACCCUGCUAUGCGAAAACCACGAUGGAGAGAAGCUGGCAUUUUACUGUAAAGAUGACGACAGUGUUGUAUGUCGGGAAUGCAUUGUCACAAAACACAAACUUCACGACUGUGUGGAUAUUGCAGAUGAAUCACUCGCACAGAAGGAGAUGUUAGAAGAAGCCAUUAAAGUUCUGCUUCAGAAUGUGCAUACAUUUGAAAAUGCCGAGGAAGCACUAAACACACUGCAGAAAGAUACAGAAGAUAACAAAAGCAAUGUCAUGUCGAUCAUGAAACAACAAGUUUUAGAAACUAAAAGAGAGCUGGACACCACUUAUGAUGAAUUAACAAGAAAGGCAGAGGCCCAUGCCACAACUCAAAUCGAGAUCCUUCAGUCUGAAAAAGAUCGCAUUCACCUGCAGAAGGUAGCCAUUGACAGCGUGUGUGGGUUUGCCAAGCAGCUUAUCCAACAUGGAACCGACACAGAGGUGAUGGCACAUGCUAAGAACAUACAGGUCAGAAUGACAGAGAUGAAGAAUCUUACUCCCAGCCCACCAACCGAAACCGCUGAGCUGAUUUUCAUCAAAGGAACUCUUCCAGUCUUAGGAACUCUGAAAGAGAUCCAGCCGGCUCCCCAGAUGUCACCAUGUGCACCAUGUGAGCAAGUUUGCUCUGAAGCAAGAGAACAAGUAAAAUCAGUUAAGUGGCUGCAGACUGCGUGUUUGGUAGGCAGAUUCACUUGCAAGUUGUCAAGUUUGUGGAACAUCACAUGCUGUCACAGCGGGGAUGUUUAUUUGGUUUCUGGCCUUCGCGGUAAACUCGAGGCAACAUCGUCAUCUGGCGAGGCGUUAUUUCAUGUUCAUAUCCCCGACCCCAGGGGUGUCACUGUCCUCAAUAACGACAGGCUGGUAGUCACAUGUAAGGAUGGAUACCGGGUGUAUACUACCUAUGGUAAACUUAGCCACACAUUUGGUCAGAGCGAUAUGUCCAAGCCAUGGGGUGUUACAGUGGACAACCACGGUCACAUACUUGUCUGUGAUGUGGGAAACACCGAUAAACACAUUUGUGUGUACGACUCCGUCAAAUAUAGUCUGAUGAAAAAGAUCAGGCUUCUUGCCUGCAGAGACCCUUGUUACAUUGCAGUUCUUCCAGCAAAUGACGUCAUUGUGGUGAGUGACUGUAACGAACACUGCGUAUACGGGGUGACACCCCAGGGUCAUGUUGUGUUUCAGUACGGGCACCCUGGGAAUCAAGGCUCCGGGGACGGAGAGCUCUACCACCCCUAUGGACUGUGCACGGAUAACUUUGGACACAUCUUCAUUGCAGACCAGUGGAACCACAGGGUCGUCGCUUUGGACUCGGAUGGUCAGUUUUUGAGACACGUGGUUAGUAAACCUCAAGUCGAGCGGCCAGUGGCUGUGGCGGUUGACCAUAGAGGACAUCUUCUGGUGGCGGAAUAUGGAGGACGGGUGAAAACGUUUAGUUAUGUUUGUUGA